This is a messenger RNA of Marchantia polymorpha subsp. ruderalis, 2071 nucleotides long. NCBI's taxonomy places the organism in Eukaryota, Viridiplantae, Streptophyta, Marchantiopsida, Marchantiales, Marchantiaceae. The record is from the annotation of a GenBank genome assembly.
GCGCGAGCCCGACCCUUCGAGACUCGGUCGGAUUGGGAGUUCGCUGGUGCUCGUUCGCGAGAGUUCCGAAUUGCUGCUGCAAAUGAGUCAAUUCUCGGCAGACACCGAUUGAUUUCGUUAAGGAUUUGCCAACGGAAGAAGUUGGGGAGGUCCCGAAGCAUGAAAGCUGCAUGCCUAGUCCGGGUCCGGGUGCAGUUACGGUCUCGAGUGCCUCCAACAGCUCUGCUACAUGCUUCUGAGCGUAGACAAAAUGUUCGCCAUCUGCGGAAUUGUAUCUGUGGGAUUUUACCGGCUGAUCAGAAGGAGAUACUCUGUCAUAUGUGCUCAGUUCUGCGGACUCGGAGACUUCGGAUCUUCACCGCGGAGUGCAGGACGGCGCAGUCAAGGACAGUAUUACGACGAUUGACAUUUCGGAAGCACUGAUCUGGACAUUCGAAGUUUGACGAUUUUGAAGAGAUAGAGCAAAUUGAGCUUCAGGAAGCACAUUGCGGAGCUAAUUAAUUUGCAGAAUUGAGCCAGUGAGGCUGAGUGAAGAAGGCUUUUCGCAAUGUAUAUGCUCAAUUCUUCUCGUCCGUCGCUCAUUGCGAGCACGGACAUGACCUUGCAUGGAGACCAAGAGAGCACGUGGCUCUGGAUUGAUGGCCACAGAAUACCUUAUUACACUGAGUUCGAUGUUGGAGGUAGUUUCUAUCAUAAGAUCUCAGAAGCCAUGGAACUGAUUGAAUCUGAUCGCAACGGUUAUUACCUCUUCAAAGUUCCACUGCAAUGGUACCUUGUGGACACGAACCAUGGUUGCAUGAUGCAUGCAGGUGCCACGGCAGCAGCGUUCAACAUUGCAGGCACUGCUGCAGUGAUGAGUUUAUUACAAGUCUUCCAGAAGCAUAAGUCAGGGGAGAUGGUUAUUGACUACCUCUGUCGAACUCGUCAGUAUGGGAAUAUAGCCGAAGUGGAAGCAAGAGUUGUUAAGUUCGGAACGAAAGUGGCAGUGACCAACAUUAAGGUAACGGACCAGCAAUCGAAGGAGGUGUUAGCUCGAGGGGUUCUGAGCACCUGCCUGGGGAAGGUCAAACCUCCUCCUCCCGUGUACAGAAGGAACAUCCAGCCCCAUCCCUGGAGGUUUAGGAAGACUUUCAAGACGUUCGAGCAGAGCAGGGGCAUUAGCAUCACGGAUGUGGACAUGUGGGAUCUUUCUGGAGGUCACUUGGCAACUGAUCAGAAGUACUUACCUGUCGAAGCUAGGAGCAAAAAUUUGUUAGCCAAGACUGGAGAGAGACAGCACGUCUGUCCUGCUUGCGAGAGUGUGGUCGGAGACAGGAAGGAAAUAAGCAAACUUGAGAAACUGGGAAUCGCUCGUCCUUCUCUGGUCAGCUUCCAGCUGGGAGAAAUCGCCAAGAAAGCUGCAAAGCACUGUCCAGUUGUCAAAGCUAUGCAGACAAUCCAACUGAGGAAACAACUCUGGACGUUGAGGCCUGAAGACUUUGACCUGCCCAUAUCACCGCUGCCUCCUGAACCUGCCCCUGUAUUUGCCAAUGAUCCUACGCAUAUUCGUUUACCGUUUUUAAAACGAUACAGCAUGUAAAGUCAGGAAUCUUAGAAAUAUUGUCCCAGCAGCAUUCGAUAGUGUAAAUAUCGCAAUGGGCCUGGAAAGCAUGAAGUGAUAUCUCCGGGGAUAUUUGUUAGAGGCCACUAUUAACCAUUAUCAUUUGGUAUCACUUCCUCAAAACCGUCGUCGCACUCUCGAAUAUCUUCAUCCCAUCGCUGAGAACAUUCUGCCACGAAAGAUUUUCACCAUCUUCAGCCUUCACAGGCAAUCAAUUUUCUCACUGAAUCGCAAUUAUCACUUAGCUUAUGAUAUCCGGCUUUACACAAUUGGAUUUGUGCUGGCCACUCCCUUCAGGAGGAUGUAUAAGUAUAUCUCGAUUUUUUCCAACUCGUACCCCAGUUGGUGACUACUCUAGCCCGUAGAUUGUUUCCUUCCACUCAACAAUAUGUACAUAUGUUUCCUUCCAACCAACUAUAUGGAACUUACCUCCUACUGCUCCACAAGAAACUACAGUUGAGCUUUAACCAU